AUGGCCGAGCCCCCCGGGAGCGCGGCGGCGCUGCCCGCGGCAAGGCGAAAGAAAAGCAUUUCCAUCGAGGAGAAGGUCGACAUGAUAAGCGCGGUGGAGAGCGGCAGGAAGAAGGCAGAGGUGGCGGCGCAGUACGGCAUAAAGAAGAACUCGUUGUCCUCGAUUCUGAAGAAUAAAGACAAAGUGCUGGAAGCCUUCGAAUCCUUGGGAUUUGAUCCCAGAAGGAAGAGGCUGCGGACUGCUUUUCACGCCGAUCUGGAGGAGGCGUUAAUGAGGUGGUACAGAAUCGCUCAGUGCCUGAACGUGCCGGUGAAUGGGCCUAUGCUGCGCCUCAAAGCUAACGAUUUCGCCCAGAAACUUGGCCACGGGGAUUUUAAGUGCAGUAAUGGCUGGCUUGAUCGGUUCAAGUCACGGUAUGGGUUAGUAUUCAGAGCUCAGCCGGGAGGAGCAGCUGCGGCUGCUGCAGCGGAUGCUUUGACUCUUUGGUACCAAAAUGUUCUUCCUUGCUAUUUGAAUGACUACCAGCCAGAAAACGUGUUUAAUGUAAAGGAGACUGGACUGUUGUACCAGAUGUUACCUAGUAAUACAUUUUCAUUUAAAGGGGAAACCUGUUCUGUUGGUAAGGUGAGCCAAGAGAGAGUAACUGUUGUGGUUGGCUCGAACAUGGAUGGCUCCGAGAAACUUCCUUUGCUCGUUGUAGGGAAAGACAGAAGUCCACACUGUUUCAAAGAUGUGAAGUCGCUACCAGUGGAUUAUGAAGCAAACGAAAUGGCCUGGAUGACUUCAGAAGUGUUUGAGCAGUGGGUGCAUAAACUUGAUGAAAGAUUUCAAGCACAGCAGCGACGAGUAGUUAUUUUUGUUGAUCCUCUCCCGGCUCACUCAGAGGUAAAGAACCUGAAGGCUAUUGAAUUAGCGUUCUUUCCUCCAGAUGCUUCUUCAUGCAUAGCUAUGAAACAAGGCGUUAUCAGAAGCUUGAAAGUUAAAUACAGGCACUGUCUUAUUACAAGAUUUGUUGACUGCGUAGUAGGUAAUAAAGAGUUCACGUUAACUCUUCUUGAUGCAGUUGAGAUGUUGCACCUGUGUUGGAGGAAGGUAGCACCAGAGACUAUUGUUAAAAGUUAUAAGGAAGCAGGAUUCAAGUUAGAAACUGAGGAAGAUGGUGAUAAAGACACAGAGGUUGAAAGUGAUUUUGACUUGAUUGCGCACGCCUUGGCAGCAGGAGUAGAGUUUCCAGAAGGCUUAUCUCUGGAGGAAUAUGCAGCUUCGGAUGAUGGUUUGGCAACUUGUGACAUGCCCGCAAAUAAUGAAAGGAUAUUUCAAGGUGCCCAAAAAAGCACUUCUGAUAAAGCUGGGACAUUUGUCGAUGAUGAAGGUGAUGGAUGUCUGGCAGCCGAACAGCCUUUACCAUCAAAAAAUGAGGCUCUGAAUGCUUUAGAUACUCUUCGAAGGUUUCUCAGGAAUCAAGAUGUGAACAAUUCUCUUCAUAAUUCCCUAGCUGACCUGGAGGAUUUUAUUCAACAUGUAGCAUGUAAAUAAAUAUUGUUAACAAAACACGUAAUUGAAAAAAGAAAUUAUUUAAGCAAACACAAAUAUGGCAGCUUAUAACAAGCAUUGCUGCAAAGUUUUCUAGUAUGUCUUGCUUGAGUACCAAGCUGCACGUAAUAAAUGAAAUCUGAAAUUACGAAAAAGGGUUGUGAACUGAAAUCUUCCAAAAUUUAGGAGAAAGAAAGUAAACUUUCAGGUGGAGAGAGGACGUCACUUGAACUUUAAUAUGAUGACUGUCAUAGGUACAACAGACACAAAAAUAAUUCUUACAAGUUCUGUGCAGUCUCGAUGAACUGGUGCCCACUUGUAGAUGUGUCCAUGAAGAUGUUAGUGCUUCUUCACAUUAAUAAUUUCACUAAUAUCUUUGUUGUUAUUUACAGUGUAACAGUAAAUAUUUAUGAGCUUGGUGCUACAAAAAAAUUUUGAAUAGCACAGAAAAUAGACACUUGAGUCCUGACAAACAAGAGCUUUUUUUAAAGUUGAGUUUUCUUGUAUGUGUUCAACAAUCCCAGUCAUAGGUUAUUCUUAAGUGAUGAACAGCAGAAAGUUAGCAGCUUUGAAUGUGUUUUGUUUUCUUAAAGGCUCCUGUGUGGAUGUACAUGAGUGGCAUAAUCAUUUAUCAAAGAAUCAAAAGACAAGCAAAACUUUACUUGUUCUUUGAAGGGUUAUUUUCCCCAAAUGGGUCACGCUUUCAGCCUUUUUGACAUUUGGAUUUCUUUAGCCCUGUCUGUACAACUCUAUGUAUUUCUGGAGUAAACAGAAAAAAAUACUGGAUUAUGCAGUAUCUGCCCCUGAAAACUUAAUAAGGUCUUGCUGUAUUUACUGUAGUUAGUAAUAAAACAAAGUACUUAAACGUG
Molecule: messenger RNA, 2402 nt
Organism: Rhea pennata
Lineage: Eukaryota; Metazoa; Chordata; Aves; Rheiformes; Rheidae
Gene: TIGD4
Product: tigger transposable element derived 4
Exons: 1
Coding region: 1-1536 (511 amino acids)
Cellular component (GO): nucleus
Molecular function (GO): DNA binding
Source: RefSeq, a predicted model, not a curated record